AUGGCUGUGUGCAAGAGCCGGAGUUUCAUGGCGUUCCCCUCGACGCAUUCCCAACAGCCGUCGAAGGGCUGCCACGGGUCACAUUACCCUGUACAACCGCAGCAAGAAACUCAGCCGGAUAGACCUAUCGGUUAUGGAGCGUUUGGCGUAGUGUGGUGAGUUUCGAGGUUUAAAUUUCUUUUGUGCUACUUUUUUGAGCUUUCUUUUGACAAUAUUUUCAUGUACAAUGCACAGGUCUGUGACAGAUCCGCGAAAUGGAAAGAGGGUCGCUCUGAAGAAGAUGCCCAACGUUUUUCAGAGUCUUACGUCUUCGAAGAGGGCUUACAGGGAGCUUAAGAUGUUGUGUUUCUUCAAACAUAAUAACGUGAGUCAUGUUUUUCAUUUUUCUUGGCUUAGUAGGCCCCAUUAUUCUUAUGCCGGGUUGGCGAGCGUAAUUAUUCAAAGCGCACCGGUGGCGUUCUUCGGUGUUGUUAGUUUCGUUCAAGUGAAGUUUUGGCUGUCCCUUGAUAUGAACUGAUUAUUAUUUUUCUAUCGUAGGUACUUUCUGCUUUGGACAUUGUUCAUCCCGGCCAUGUAGACUUCUUUCAAGAAAUGUAUCCUUUGUGUCAAAGCAGAUCGAAAGUAAGGUGUAUUUAUCUUUGUAGCGUGACAAAAAUAAAAAUUUACAACAAGCAAUUUGAGGCAGAGUUUUUGUUAAGGAGGGGCUAUUUAUAUUCCUCCUGUCGCUUAAAUUUGCUGUUUCACGAAGUUUCCAUGGAAGGAAGUUGCGUCCUGUAGGACACUUUAAAACAGGAAUCAAACCCAAAACCUUGAACUUCGCUCUAAAUAUUAAAACCUCCUCCACGAAUUAAUAUCAGUCAGUCAAGAAAUAAAUUAAAGAAAGGUUUUGGCCUCCUAGAGGGUGUUUUACGUGUACAAUGAAAAGACGAAUACUUGUGGUUUUGGGUAUGGCAUAAAUUUUGAACUUUUCCAAGCUGUGGGGUUUUGAAUAGAGCUUUCUGAUCGGGCUUGUUUCAACUCCCACCUGUUGCUCAGCAAUAUGCGCUUUGUGUUUGCCGACGCUUACAUUUCAGUGCCAAUUAUUAUCUCUUGGCUAUAAUUUCGUUCGAGACAAAUUCAAAUUAACUGAUUCUCUUGAACAAGCGACUUGUUUGAUUCUUCAAAAAUAUUUCUUACACUGUAAGUCGAUAAUAGCGGAAACUAGUUUAGUCGCUUCGUCGGAAGGUUCGGCUUUCUUUUCUGUGUAAUGUCAAGUUCCGGUCCGAAAUAACAGAUCUGUAUUUUGAGCGUAUUAUGGCAAAAGGCAAUUGCCAUUAUGCCAUAUCCUGCCUUCGCAUGUUGGAAACGAAAAGGCUCGAUACAUCAGGACUUAUUUUACAUAUUGGAUUUCACUUGUCAUCCCUAUUUCUUAAUCCUGUGAAAAUCAGAGUUAUUUUAAGCCCGACACUAUGUUCAAACGAAUUACAAGAAAAUUUAUCCAUCUUUCUUAGCAGAAUACAAAUUUAAAUCCCUUUAAUGUCAGAAGAUGUUGCUCUAUAUAUGGAUUUUAACGUUUUGAGUAUGACGAUCAAUUCCUAAAUACUUUGUUAUUAAAUUAUGGGACAAUACUUUCACUUGAUAUGGUAUUAUCAAUUUUUUUCAAAAAUGAUUUUUUUUCAGUUUUCAUCCUCGUAAGAGUGAAAGAUAACUUGUGUUUGUCAGGAGAAAUGUUAAAGCUGUAUUUGAAACAGGCGUCACUAAAAGGGUAUUGCAAAAUGUCUUAAGUAAAUUCCUUCAUCAAAAAUACACGGCUAAAGCGAUUUUACAUCUGUAAAAUGAAAGCAAUGAGACUGGACUUCCUGGAUAUUAUAUUUAACAAAAUAUUUUACAAAAAAUUUAAAACCAGUCUUGUUAUCACUUCGAAUGGAAUAAAAGAUAACUUCCAGCUACGAGGGUAGCUGUCAAUAUUGCCAUGGCAACAAUUGUGUUUAAAAAUCUUUUCUCUUUUUUAGAACAAAGGCUAUUUUUCCUUUGUGCUCCUUAAAAUUCAUUGGCAAAAAAGUAUUUGGAUCAGCCAAAGAAAUCAGAGUUAAAAUAAAAUUUAUUUAUUUUGUUCUAAUAAAGAGUAUGAAUUUAAUUUUUCACAUUAACCGUUUUAACUCUGGCUGUGUAGGGCACUAUUUGAAAAAAAACAUUAGUUUUAUUGUAAGAGCCCACCUUUUUAAAGUUUGCACUUGACUACACAUAUUAAGAGGUGAGCACAUGUAACUGACUGCUUUGUUGCUGGCAUGAAAAAAUUCGUGUUGCUGAGAGUAUAGUUACUUGGUGCUAAUGAUACUGUGGGUUUAUCAACAAUAAUGCUAUUGUCAUUGUUAAAUCUUUGAGUCCUGUUUUGGGAGAGAAAACAGUUUUUAAAAACUUGAAUAAAGCAGUACUUGUUCCUGCUGGGUAUGUGGUAAUUUGCAUUCUCAAAAAUUUAAGCUUGGCAAGUUACUCUCAGCUUUUCUUGGGAUUGUAUAGUUUCUUUUUCUGAUUCUUAAUCAUGGUUGUCUCACUGAGAUCCCUGGAAAAAUAUGAUUAUUAAAAACAAAGUUUUUCAUAAUUUAAUUUUCUCUCAAAAAUUUAGUUUAUGUCUUCUUGGGACAGUAUGUUGUCAGCCAAAAAAGUUUGUGUUUUUAUGAACAUGUAACUUUGCAGAGAAAAUCUCACAAUAUUGAAGUCUCUUUCCACGAUCAAAAUGUGGAACCAGUUGUGUUUAGGGUGAUAUUGUAAAUGGACGCUACUGAGUUAGAGAUAGAACCUGAAACUAAACGGGUAGUAAUUAAGGAAAGUUGGGGUGGCUGUUUGAGGAUCUUGGAGACAGCAAACUUUAAACUUGAACAUUCUAAUUCUCUGAAAUUAUACCAAGAAUGAUUUUAUAUCUAACCUUAUGUGCGUGAAUAUCACAGGAAAUCAUUUUCUACCUGAAAUCUGGCAGGCUGUGCAAAACCACCUGUUGGCCGUUCAUAAGCUGAAUGUAUACAGUGAUGAUAAAUGUUUGAUGUUUAACUCUCAGGAUUCAGCCCUUCCAGUUCAGCAAAAAAUGUUACUUGGUUUAGAAACUUUUAAUUUGACAAUGAUUACUAAUACUUGGAAUGUUUACGAAACUUUGGAUGCUAAAGGAAGAGAAAUAAUUUUACAUGUGGCAUUAGUGUCAUAUAUGGAUUAUGAGGUGUAAAGUUUGAUGCUAAUUAGGCUAGUAUAAGUUUAUAAAUUUAUGCAGACAAGAAGCCACCAAAUUCACAAUGAAAAUUAUCAAACUCAUCACAUCUUCUUUGUUUAGUUUUCAAGGAAAUUUUAAUGACUGUUUCAGAAUAUACUUAGUAGUCUUACGACUGGAAUUUUCAAUAUUAUUUUAAAGGUAAAUUUAUAAACUAUUGUUUCUAACUAUACAUUAUUAUAUCAUUAAGAUCCUUUCAUUCAAUUUUCAUUAUAUGCCCAGUCCUCAAAUAAUGUAAUUUAUUACUCCUAAUCCCAUAACAAAUUUUAUAUGUUUGAAUUGCACAUGGUUUUUUCACCUUAACCUUCUAAACAGAUAUAUAGUUUCAGAAUUAAUGCAGUCUGACCUGCACAAAAUUAUUGUGUCCCCUCAACCUCUUAGUUCAGAUCAUGUUAAGGUUUUUCUGUACCAAAUUUUAAGAGGUAAGUCUUCUGUGUGUUUCACCAUGUUUCUGUGUAUAUCACCAUGAAGGGUGCAAUAGAAACAGUAAGCCUCUGAACCCUAAAGGUGAUGAGGAAGUUAUUUCUCAUUUUGAUAUCAUUGCUUAACUUGACUUAAUGGUUAUGAGAAUAUAACAUUGAGUGACAAUGAGGCUACAGGAGCAAUAUUGGUGCACCAAAAACAAAAUGGUGGCCACAUUUUUUAUUGGUGUGCCAAUUAAACAUCCUAUGGGGAUUGAACUCUUUUCUCCAGUAAAUCUUUCUUCCAUUGUUUCAAGAGAUUUGGAUAGCUGCUGAUCAAAUGAAUGAAAAAGACAUGUAAGGGUAGAUUUCCACUGUCGCAUAAGUUUUAUGUCCACAUUGACAUAAAUCCUCCAUACAUAAAUAAAAUACAGUCCAGUGAGAUUAACUUUUAUGUUUAAGUAUGACACAUACAGUGUCUCUAUUUUAAUCAUGCAGGUAAAAUUUGCAUCCUGUGACAUUUAAAAAUUAUGCAACACAGUGCAGCAUGCAAAGAAAGUAGGAGUGUCCGAUAGCCCGGGGCUAGUGGAUUUUGCUAUCGGGCUAGUGAGUUCUGUUAUUAACUUGCCCGACAGGCAAGUGAAGGUUUUUGAGGAAUUCAAAUUACAGAAGUACUGUCAAAUCAAUCUUCUCAUCAAAACAUUUUUGGGGCUAGUUGAAAUGAUUUUUGGGCUAGUAAAUGUUAGCUUCAGCUUGCCCAAAUGGCAAGCUGUAAAAAUGACUUUCUUUGCACCCUGACAGUGGAAUUCUACCUAGAAGAAAAUGUCAUCAACAAAGUCUGGGUGUUUUAAAAAAAUUCUGUCCAUACCAAAAGAAUUGUACGAAGGAGAGUGUAGAGAAAUUGUAUUUUAGUAUCAGUGCCUGAAGGGUUUACACAGAGUCCUACACAGUGCUGUCAACAUCUGGGAGACUCCAGAUUUUGGACUGUAUCUCCCGGUCUCCAGAUUAGAGUAUGAAAUCUUCCCGAUAAUCGCUGCCAAUGCUUCAGUAAGCUUGAUUUUUGGCAAUAGAAUUUCAACUUUUUUGCGUUGUUUGAUUUUAAUGUUAACACUGAAAAGUCUCCUCAUAAACUCAGGUAUUCCAUUGUAGUAUAAUAAUUUUGUUGGAUGGGUGGGAAGUAAACCAAUUAGCCGGUCAAAUUUUACAAUACCAAUGACAUCUUUUUUGCCCUUAUCUGUCAUCGCAAAUUUGUGAUGAUCGAAAUCAAAGAGUAUUUUUUGCCCAAAUGAUCUCAUGUGCUGUGCAUUAUGAUGUCAUCUAUCAUCCCUUCCCUAUCAAUUCUUCAAUAUUUGAAGACGUGUGGAGUUGACAGCCCUGGUCCAUCAGGUCUUAUACGUAUAACAGUGAAUGUGAACUGACUUGUCACACCAUGCCAAUGUUAUAAAUUCCUAUUUUUGUUAUUAUUCAGGACUCAAGUAUCUUCACUCUGCUGGUAUUUUACAUAGAGACAUUAAACCUGGCAAUUUAUUAGUCAACAGUAACUGUCUUUUAAAAGUGAGUACGAGAGAGUAUCGUGUUUUUUUUAAAAAAACAGGGUUCUCAUUAAGCUUAAAGGAGACAGCUAGAAUAUUAUAGUAGCUGGCUUGGAAGUUCACUGAAAGCAAUUUGAGACUCUCGCUCUCAUCUAACCCAUUUUUUCCCAAAUAAUUAAGCUGGCUCAAAAUUUGAAGUUGCCAUUGAAUUAGCUGGUUGCUGGCACUUAAUGAUAACCCUGAAAGGAUUUCUAGAAGUUUUAUGUGGUCAUCAUGUGGAUAUGACCAGUUGAAGGAUGUGUUUACUUAAUAUCAGGGGUUUCAAUAAAAAUUGAAGUAGCCAGCAGGUUUGGAUAGAGUAACUGACUGUAUCAACUUUGAAGGGGGAAGGGGGUUCUGGCGGCAUACUUCCCAAGAAGAAUUUGAAAUUUCAAAGCCCUAAAAUAUACCUCCAGCUUUCUGGGGACUAAAUUGAGGACAAAAGAGCAGCUUUCUUUUUUUCAUUCAACAAAAUGUAGCUUUCAUUCGACUUGCGAUUUGUCAGCCACACAAUAUAAUCAAUUCCUACAACCAAUGAACAAAUGAUGAAAACUAAAUUAGCUACUCUGCUUGUAAAAAAAAUUCUGGGUAAACCUUUAAGAAACUUGUGAAAAAUUGACUGAAAUAUAUCGUCUACAUGACGAAAGCAUAACCUAAAACCAGUGGGCCCUUAUGAAACGCAUCAUAAUUACAUUUUCAUUCAGAUUUAAUUUUAUGAUAUGUGUUUUGUUUACGACGUUAUUUAAACUAGUUGCUUCUUCUUUCUAAAAAUAAAGCAGCCGACUUCUGUGAGCAAAGUAGCAAAUGCAUUCCGUUGGCCAUCGGUGCUUUCUCAGUAAUUUUGUUACCUUUGUGUUCUGCGUCCCACAGGACGUAAAGAUUGAUAUGGCGAUCUGAAGAUGUUUUUGUAGAAUAUCCUGUUUGUGCGAUUUUUGUGGCUGUUCUUGUUCUCGCAUAUUUCUUUUAGUCUUUGUUCGGUCUGUUGAUAAUAUAAGGAAUAUAUUUUAAUUUCAGUAAACUGUAAUUCAGAGUUUUGGAGUCUGUCUUUAGAUUAACUGUGUGGUUACAUUAAGACCCAGGGACUUGUGUUUUUGAACUGGGAUUCAUAAUUUUUCACAAGAUGAGUCCCAGGACUCACCAUAACUAUUUGUAAUAAAAUCACUGCUUACUGAAACCCCUGCAAUGUGAUUGUGUGAGUGAGUGACCAGCUCCUAAUCCGGAAAAUGCUAUACUAACAUCACAGAGCCUUGCCAGAGGGGGUCUCUUUUAUUAAAAACAUGUACAUCCAGGAUUAUAACAGCAACUGAUUUUGUCAAGGCAUCCAUGAAACCAUUUAUACAGGUCCUAGUCUUAGUCUCAUCCACACUAGAAGUAGUUAUUCUCUCUGUAAAACUUAGGACAACCUUAUUAAGUAACAUUUUGGACAUGAUCUGUGACCUCAAGCUCCAUUCCUGAUUGGAAGCUCACUACAACAAGAUUUGAAAAAUAGUUAUGAUUUCCUGCACAAUAUUUUUAAUACCUUGUUUCUUAAUCUAAUAUAUUAUUCGAACAAUAAUCACAAUAACUUAGUUUACUGUAAUAAUACAUAAUUUUUAUCAUCUAACAAAGGGAAUUUUUGUUUUCUUUUUCUCAGAUUUGUGAUUUUGGUCUUGCACGUUUAGAAGAACCUCACGAGAGUGCAGUAAUGACACAGGAGGUAAAUGGAACACAUUUGCAGUUAAAAUUUUGAUGCAAAAUUGAGUUCAGAACAUAUUCCAAGUCCCCAGCUGUUAAUGACAACCCUGAUUUUUGUGAAUUUUUUGGGUUGAAAUUUUUUAUUUUUCAGUUUUCUUCUGUGCAUGUUCUAACAGUCUCAUUGCAUCGAUGGUCUGCUUUUUACAGGUUGUUACUCAGUAUUACAGAGCUCCAGAACUUCUCGCUGGAGCAACACAUUAUGGCCAAGAAGGUAUGUUCAACAGAACGGAUGAGGUUGUGCCAACUUUAGACAGUGCGUAUUUAGCUUAUAAAGGAGUCCUCUAUCGUUUUACUGAUAUUAGAGCUUUGUCCUGUAUGCUCCUUUACAGCACCCAAAGCCAAAAAUCAAGAAGUGCCUAAAUAAUGUUGUCAUGUUUUUUUCAAUUUUUUUUUUCCUGUUGUUUAAGUACAUGUCUUUGCUAUGCCACAAGUAAGAAAAUCUUUGUCCUUGCACAGCAUCUUCAUCGGGCACCAUGGAUUUCAUAGGUUGAGAGACAUGUGCUAUACAUGUAGUUAUGCAUUCUUAGAUAACAUUCCUGUAGCCAUGUUUUUGUCCCUCCUUCAAGGAUUUCCCAAUCUUUUGAAGAGAAAACAAAGAAUUUAUUAAGAUGUAAUGAUGGUUGUAGUACCUAACCCUAAUGAACUUAAAUUAAUUAUCAGCACCCUGCUUUAAACUGCCCCCUAAUUUAAUUUCCUUUUUUAGUGGAUGUAUGGUCAGUGGGAUGUAUCUUUGCCGAGCUCAUGAGUAGAAAGAUCCUUUUCCAAGCUGAGAGUCCAGUUCAGCAGGUAAGUAAUAGUUAUUAAUAUAUGAAGUGCUCAACUUUAACCUUCAGAAACUGUACAAUGUAGUGCCCCUCCUAAUAUUUACUUACUGUUUAUUCUUUCCUUUGUUGUAACAGUCUUUCAUUUGAUUAGCAACUUUGUAAGAUGUAAAUCCCUCCCAAAAUGCUACCUGUCUUUCGUGAAAAUAUUUUUAUGACAAUUUUCAUAUGGCAAUCAAUGAAUCUUUUCUUAUUGCAUAUCUCCUGAUUUAUUUGCAGCUUAACCUCAUUAUUGAUCUGUUGGGAACACCUAGUCUUGAUGAUCUUUGCCGUGCCGGUGCCAGUGAGGGAGCUACCAAGUAUAUUCUUCAGAAGGGACAUAAAGCAGUAAGUUUACUAAACCCGAAUGUAUCUGAUUGUGUCUUCCCUUUUAUUUCCAACCAAAAGUUGCGGAAAAUAACUGCACCAUUUAUUUUCUAACCACAGAAGAAUGGUUUUGGCUAUGAGCUUCAUUGGCACUCACAGGAUUACUCCUUGCCGCAUAACAAGUUACUCAUGCCCUCCCAUAAGUACCCUGAUCGAAACUCAGUUCUAGAGCAUCUAGAUUUGAAAUCAAAAGGUCUAUAGGUUUAACAUCUGUUGGAAGUACUCAGGCUUUUCCUUCUGGGCAGCCUGUAUGAUCUUUUCUCAUAUAUUCACCAGAAUUAAAAUGCACCACCACUGUUUCUAUCAUUGCACAUACAGUGUGUAAGCACAUAUCAACAUUCCUCUCCUAGCAGCAUGCAGUAUGGCUGUCACAUGAACCUAGUUUAGUGGCCCUAGCUCUCACAAGUCUCCUCUCGCUUAGUGAUAGAGCAUCGAUAACAAACCAAAAGGUCAUAGUUUCAACACCUGUAUGGAGAAGUGAAAUUGGACACCUGUGACAUUAAUCAAAGACAAUUCAGUUUUAGUAAUAAAUUCCCAACGCCAGAAACUAUAAGGGGGAAUAGGUACAAGCUUUCGGUGCAACAAUUUCUUUUAUUAUCAGUUGGUUGGACAAGCAUUAGUUAUAAUAAAGGCUACAAGUCCUUAGCUUCUACCGUGGGGCGGUUUGCAAGAUUUCGAUCAACUCUCGGGGCUUAGAAGGAGUGUGAAUGAUCAGUAACAUUUAGUUUAUUGGCUAAGUUGUGUUGUAAUCAGAAUGAUAUGCUUGACUACAGGUUGAGGGCGGUUCUAUAAUUAAAAGGUCAUUGUAUGCAAAUUCCCUUCAAGUUGGUAACAAAUCUUUACAAAGCUUCAAGAGUGAAAUUUCUCAGGAUAGAAAUUCCUUACGAUUGUGUUGUUAUUGAAGGAUAUUGAACUAGGACUAAAAAGUCCUAUAGAAAGCUUUCCUUCUAUUAAGCUGCAAUCGGUAGCUGCUUAAGAAUAUGCUUUUUUGAGUCAAAAGACCGCAUAGUUCCAAGUACGGAACCAAGCUUUAACCAGUCAUAAGAAAUGCUUGUCCACCCAAACAAUCCCAGAAAUCAUUGUGGUGAGAGCUUGUACCCACUCCCCUCAGAGUUUGUGGAGUGGGGAAUUGUAAUAUGUGUCUGUUUUUUUUUUUUGUCCUAUAUAUAUCUUAAUUUGCUUGUUUUGUCUUGCAGCCUGCUCUUGCCACUCUGUACAACCUUUCCAAUCAAGCCACCCAUGAAGCUGUCCAUCUGCUCUGUAGGAUGCUUGUUUUUGAUCCUGUAAGUCUCAGAACAUUCAAAAAAUAUUUUUUGCAUGCAGAGGUACACAAAUGUACAUCUCACACGCCUGACAGUACUGCAUGUUGCAUGUAAAACUGUAGGUGUUACUUAAAAAUCUCUCUUGGCUUAAUUGUUGGGUCGUGACAUUUUUGUGUGUGUUUAAAUGUUUCUUUUAAUACUAUUUAUAAUUAGUCAGAAGAAGUUAAAAAUAUUCUGUUUUAUCUUCAUUGUAGAAAAAGAGAAUAUCUUGUACAGAUGCUUUGUCACACCCUUACCUUGAUGAAGGAAGAUUAAGAUUUCACACUUGCAUGUGCAAGUGUUGUCAUACCACACCUGCUGGCAGACAAUACGUCUCUGGUAAGUUUGACUGAUAGUAACAAUUUGAUGGUUACAGUGUAGUAUAGAGUCAAGAAAAGUGACAUCACAAAAAUUCAAAUUUGUUGAAUAAUGAGAUUUGUUAGCAUAUUCAGAACUUAAGAGCAAGAUGGAAAAACCCCCUUGCCAAAAAUCAUUCUGUUAGUGUAAAUUGGUGGGGAGAUUGGAUUGUAACGUUUACGGUCCAGGCCUGUUUUAGAAGGAUUUAUAUGGAGUCACCAGAGCAUGACGGUACUUAUAUCUCCCCACCAAUUUGCACUAAGAGGCAAAUUUUUAGCAAGUGGAUGUUUUCUUCUUGUUCAAUCUGGAUAUGUUAACCAACCCCAUAAUUUCUUAAAUGUAGUUUUUGUGAUUUCAUCACUUGUUUUCUUUUUCAUGCUUGCAGUUUGCAUAAGUACCUAUUCACUUGCUCGUGGGCUCUUUUUUACUGAAAUAAAAUUCUUUUAAAACAAGUUGCUAAAUAAUACAUCCUUUCAUACAGAUUUUGAGCCGAUUUGUCCAUCAAAAUUUGAUGACAGCUAUGAAACAAAUCUUUAUAUGGUAUCUCACGUAAAAGGUUUGUAAAAAUAUUUUUUGUGACUUUUGUCUUUUUUGCUUCUAAAUUUGUUAAAAGAAGAUUGUUAAAUUGGCCUUUGUUUCUCUUUCUUAUUACAGAAUCACUUUACAAGUUUAUAACAAGUCGUCAUCAUAAUUCAGUUCCUUUAUGCAUCAAUGUAGCUUCUCCUUCUUUUAAAAGCUUUCAAAGGUGAGCUUAGAAAACAAUUUAAUGUUCUCAAACAAGAUCCAACAAAAUUAAUUGGGUCUAUCAACUCAUUUGAUAGAGUCAAAUUACCACCAUAAACAGAUUGAAAAGCUGUUGCCUUGAGUUUUAGCCGUUAGUCGUUUACCUAAUGAUGGUGGCCAUUUGACCCAAUCAACUGAGUUGGCAGGGUUAGCUCAGUUGGCAGAGCGUUUGACUUCGAAAUGGGGGUUCGCGGGUUCAAUUCCUGGGGCGGGACCAGUACUCAGAGUCUUAAAAUAACUGAGAAAUGAAGGUACUUCCUUUGCCCUACAAACAGGUAGACCUUCGUGUGGCUCUGAUGACCACGUAUAAUGGGGGUCCCUUCUCCAGUAGGAGACGUAAAAAUAGUGUUGCCAAUUAGUACUUUCAUGCUAAAUGUAUUGACACUCAAAUAAAGUGCAUUUUUUAUCGUAUUUCAUUUAUUUAUUUUUUUUUGGUAGAACUAACUUUAAGAAAUACAUGUACUUAGACCCCCAGAGUUUCGUAUCCACAUUCAGAGUAUCCUGUGUUUAAAGUAUUGUUAUUUGUAUAAAGUAUAGUUUUUUGUUUACAAAUGCAAAUUAAGUCGUAUUUCUUUAUUUAGCUGACAUGUUCAUAAAUACACUUAAAGCUAACUUUAAUAGUUUUUUUCCAGUGUGGUUUCAAAUACAGAAAGAAUUUAUAACUCCUUCCACAACAGCUGAACAAAUGCCUACAUUAGUUUUAUGUGUUUGCAAGAAAAUGUGAUAGCCAUUCGGUCAUUUGAGCGCCAAAAUUGUAAUCGUUGGCAGCAGUAAAUUAGUUAAAAACCAUCAUUUUUGUGCUCAAUUAUCUCACUGUUUCAGUAUAUACUAACAUACUGCUGCUCAGUAAAUAUCCACCACUAGCCACCUCCACUUCAGUGAAUAUUAUUGUUAUUUAUUCAUUUGAAAAUGCAUGUUAUUUAGAUGGCCUUAAGUCAAUUUGGGGGAUGUGUGUGUAUCUAUAAUAAUGAUAAUAACAAUUUUUGAUAAAGUUCUGUUGUUUUGUUUUUAGUUCUGGUGUUGCUCCUCAGCCAGAUCAGCACAGCUCCCCACAGUUGUGGUAACAUUUAUCAUCAGUGUUUAGUAGUCUUGUUCAAUGCAUCAGUCAAUUCAUACUUAGCCCACCCCUUCCUAGUAUAUCCCAGGCAUUUUCUUGCUCCCUUAAUCCUCAAAUCAUAAGUUAAUGUAAGAUAAAGUAAUUUUAAGAUGAAUAAAAUAUAUUUGAAGAAUGGGUACUUUAGGUUCACCAAAAAAUGCUUUUUUUUUUCAAGAACAUUGUUGCACGCAACAAAGGAAAUAGGAGACGUCUGCACGCAGGCAAACGUUUGCCAAAUUUUUAUAGGAUACUUGCAUAAAAAAUUAUAUUUAUUGAUUUGUUUUUUCAUGCCGGGGAUGACCUUUUUGGGAAGAGGGGAUUGCCAAAGCUAGAAAUGAGUGAUGCAGUAGUAGACUUCAGCAUUUUGAGCUGGUGAUUUAGGAGUAGCUAUCUUGAUUUAAAGUAGAUGUCUACUUGUUUCAAAAUAGACCUUUAAGUUAGGAACCAAUUUAACAAAUUUUUGUUUUGUCUUCAAAAAUUGAUCAGGUUGUAGUUUUUUAUCAUUAUCAAAAAUGUGCUACAAUGUUAUGUUUUUCCGUCAGUGGUGUAAACAUCAACAACACUUUGUGUGAUGUGAAUUGGAAUUUCUUAAAACAAAGUUGUCUAGCAUCAUGCUAUUCAAUCUAUUUUACUUGUCAUUAACACCAUGUUGUGGUGUGCUCUUGUAGCUUGUAGCUUGAAAUGGUAACAGAUUCAUUUAUUUGUCCCCUUUACUUUGUAAACAAGAAAAAAAGUUGUUGAGUUUUAUCAAACUGUUUUCCUUUGCAAUAUUAAUCGAGUAGUUAUUUUCUCUGACUUAAAUGCUUUUUAACUAAGUAGUGGUCAGUAUUGCUGUACCUCUUUCAUGCAAAGUGUUGUUUGUGUUGCUAAACUGAAAACUAAAUAUUUUGCUUUAUUGCUGUAAAGAAUUUGCUGUACAAUAUUAUUGAUGUAAAUAGUUGUCAGAAUUUUUUUUUGCUUCAGAACCAAAGAAUGUUCUUUGACCACUCUUUUUUCCUUUUCUGGGUUGGGGAUUUUCAUUUUCUUUUGAAAAUGUGAGGCCAUUGUAAUUUGUAUUUAGUUUAUUUCUGACCAGGAAUAUUAAAUUUGCAUAUAGGCUGUGCAAAUUAAAAAUAACAAAUUGAAGUCGCUUUUUAAGGCAUGACAAGUGUCUUGAAAGAGUGAGAUGUAGUAGAAAAUCUUGGGUCUCAGAGACUAUUAAGCCAAUCUCUUGGUGAUUAUGGUCAUGAAGUCUCGUUUUUGCUACAAGUUUUUGGCGAGCAUAGUUUUUUUACUUGCCUGUUGACUGAUGUCAUAGCAAAUUAAGUUUUUAACUUGUUUUCUGAUGCCAAAACACUGCUGUUUCCUGUCUUUUAAAGUCCUCGCAGCCUCGACGACAAUACAAUGGGCAAUUGCUUAAGGACGUUUGAUUUUUUUACUUGUGUUAUGCGAAUAUUCAGUACCUCAGCUUUUAAGUAUAGUAAUGGCUUCCAUGCCAACUAUUUAAAUGCAGUUACUCUUGUGUGUUUGUUCUUUGGAAGGCUUUUAAAAGAAUCUAAAUCUUUGUGGCAUCAUUCUGUUCAUUUUUUUCUCCUUGCUUCAUGCCAUUCCCAAUGUUAUUGUCGUCGUUAUUGCCUGGUAACUUUUGCACUUGAAAUUCAUGUGACGAAAUCACUGUUGCAAAAACCUUACUUGUAACUUUAGUUUGUGGCUUUUACAGUUUAGGAUCUUCUUCUUAGUGUCUUCAAUGGUUUUAAGGGCCUUAUGGGUCAAAGAGUACAGAGAGGCCAAAGUAAGUUAGUAUGUCAUCAUGUCAUCUUAAGUAUCGCUCAUAAAACCCCAAUAUUUAAGAACUCUAGAUGAUUACCACAUUGCUUUUUUGGUAACUAUUGAAAUAAUGGGUUUUUAUGCAAACUAUUUCAGAGCUUUUACUAUUUUAAUACCUUUGUCCGAAGACAUCUUUUGUCCAUAAAAUACCAUGUAGUGGACUCAUAAUUUCUUGCUGCUUUUUGACAGUUUCUUGGUGUUACAGAUGACCUCAGUGGUGUGAUUCCCAAAAUAAUGUCACACAUAAGCCCGAACGGUACUUGCACUAUAACAUCGUCAAUCAUGAACCAACAUUAGUUUCAGUAACACCAUGAAACAUUCAUACUUUUGUACUGACAUCACUUGUGGAAAUGUCUCAAAUUAAGGAGAAUUCUCAUAGCGCUAUGCUGGUAAUAAUAAAGGAAAAGUAAAAAAUCGUUGAUUACUUUUUCUUAAGUCCAUACAAUUUUCUUACUGCCUCUUAAGGUUCUAUAAAUUAUUUGUUUUUCUUUUCAAGAUGGAUGUCAUUUUAGGGAAUUAAAAUAAUUAGGGCUUAUGAAAAAAUUCUAUAACAUUUUGACGUCCAUAGCUUUUUCCUUUCUUUUUCUAUUCUGUGCUUUAAUUUUAGUGGCAUGCCCUCAAGUAUUGAAAAUACCAAAUGUGUCAGGCGUCUCUAGAUUCUAGAUUCAAACAAUUUAACCUUUUAAACUCGCUUAUCUAUUCUCUCUCUUUUCAAGAGUUGUCGCAUGGUUACUUAUGCCUGUAAUGAGAAUAAAAUGCCUUAUUAUGUAACAAUGCAACUUUGAUUCUCCACUGGCAUGUUUACUACUGGUCCUAGCAAAAUAACUCUCUCUUGUGCCGACACGUAAGGAAAGCUACCCGGUAUUUUGUCGUCAUGCCUAAGUCGAAGUUUAAAGACUUGUGUUUUUGUUUGUUUGGCGCAUCAAGGCUGCAUUGUUUACCCGACUUCUCUCAACAGAUCUUAAGAUAUUUGGUUCUACAUGUAGUUAAAUAACAGAAAAGGCCAAUAUUAUUUUUUCGGAGUUUUAAAGGUAUU
Messenger RNA from Porites lobata, 14510 nucleotides. The record is from the annotation of a GenBank genome assembly. Lineage: Eukaryota; Metazoa; Cnidaria; Anthozoa; Scleractinia; Poritidae.